Ascochyta rabiei is the source of this 1077-nucleotide messenger RNA. RefSeq lists its product as uncharacterized. The record is from RefSeq and is a predicted model, not a curated record. The transcript is spliced from 2 exons. Lineage: Eukaryota; Fungi; Ascomycota; Dothideomycetes; Pleosporales; Didymellaceae. The coding region runs from base 1 to 1077 and encodes 358 amino acids.
AUGUUCUUCAAGCGCCGGUCCUCUCGCGCCAACAGCUACGUUGAACACGACGGCAACGCGCGCUCGCAGUCCUUUGACGACUUCUCCGAGAAGCGCCCCGACUCCAGCCGCAAGGAGCAGCCCGCUCCCCACCAGGGCCCAGAGCACGACGACGCAGACAUGUACCCCCGCCAGCCCCAGCCCCAGGAGCAGAACUUCCCCGUGCGAGGCAUGUCCAGCGGCGGCCACGGCGCCAUGCCCGCCAUGCCCGCCAUGCCCGCCAUGCCCGCCAUGCCCGCCAUGCCCGCCAUGCCCGCCAUGCCCGCCAUGCCCGCCAUGGGCGCCCCCGUGCCUGCCAUGAACAGCCUCAAGCCCGAGCCCAUGCCCGACCUGCUGACGGCCGCCUUCAACCAGGCCGUCCGCCCCUACACGGAGAAGAUCGAGCAGCUCGAGAGCCAGCUGGCCGACAUGCAGUCGUGGGUCGAGCAGCUCGAGGCCCAGCGCGCAGAGGUCCACAGCUGGAUCGACAAGCGCGGCCUGCGUCCUGACGUGCCCUCGUCCAUUGCCAAGAUCAUGGACACGACGACGCCCGACGCCGCCCACACGCUCAACGCCCAGCUCGACCGCAAAAUCACAAUCGUCAACUUCGACCUGCACCGCCUCCAGGACGACCUCAACGACUCCAUCUCGUCGUCGCACUUUGCCUCGUCCAUGCUCAAGUUCCUGCCCGACAUCCAGCGCCUGACCCUGCUGCCCCAGGGCCCCAAGUACGCCUUUGACCUGAUCCUCAAGCUCGGCGGCAACCUCAACUCUCACGGCGGCCUCGACAGCGCAGACAACACCGACAUCGCCGCCCGCCGCGACUUCUACAGCCGCCUCGACACCGCCAUGGUCGACGUCGUCCAGCGCCGCUUCGGCGAGGGCGAGGAGUGGAACGUCCAGCGCGAGAUCAAGCGCAUCGAGAAGACGGCCUCGUACCUCAAGACGUACGGCGUCGAGCCCUACUUCCCCCAGACGCGCGAGGUCAUGGCCCGGGAGAUGGACUUCCAGCCCAACGGCGUCCCCAACGGCCAGGGCACGCCUCCCCGGUACCACUAG